AAAUGAUCAGAAUCAUUUCACAAAACAGCACAAACCUCCAUAAUUUUUCCUUUAUAUUUUAACCACCUUCAAAACAUUCAUCAUCACCUUGUCCCCCCCUUUCUUUCUCGCUCAAUUUUCUUUAAAAAAAAAUCUUCAUUUUUUAUACUAUUAACAACCAAAUAUCCCCUAUACUUUCCGUUUUGCCUUUUUCAUAGCAAAAAGGAUCAAAUACUCCUCAUUAUUCUUGUGUUUCUUGUGACCAAAACCAUCCCAACCACUAAGGCUCAUAACUUAAACCAUCAAACCACCAAAUUCCUCUCUCAUUUCUGACUCUCCUUCCCUGCCAAAAACACUUAAGAGAGAAAAAAGAAAAGGAAAAGAAUCACCCCACCUGACUCUUAAAACAUCAUUUCUUUUUCUUUCUUUUUGCCCUUUCUUGGUAACUUUGCUUUUGAUCAUAGCUAAAACAUACAUGCCCACAACUAUAUCCUUUUCACUAGCCAAAAUACCUCAAAAACUUCUCUUCUUUUCUUGAUAGUUGAGUACUCCCCUUCUCCCCCUAACCCUCCCCCCCAACCCCAAACCCCACCCACCACACCAUUUUGGAUUUGGAGUAGUAGUAGAAAACAAGUUACUACUCCAUAUUUUGAUUAUAGAAUCAAAAUCUCUUUUUUCCACUACCUACAAAGCCUAUAGAGAAUUCCAAUUUGGUCUCAUUUUUUGUUUGUUCAUUCAUACAAUGAAACAAGCACAACAACAACCUUUUGAUGCUCUUCCAAGAACAAGCAGCUACAACAAAAGCUCCAAAAAAAUUAUACCUGCUAAUAAUACUUAUCCAAGAUCAAAUUCUUCAAUCACACAUGAAUAUUCUUCCGACAACAUUUCAGAUAAAACCCUCGUACCUAAAAGUAGAAGCUCAUCGUCAUCAAACCACAGUUGCAACAGAUUAACCAAAACUCGUAUAGGAGUUUCAGCAUUGAUCAAAUCACUAAUCAACAUUAUCUCAUUUCCAACUAUAGUACUCCCUGCAUGCAAAUGGCUUAACCUCCCUACACAAUUUUCCGUCACGUCUUCGUCGUCGCUCGGCAGAAAAGUCACCGGAACCCUAUUCGGUCACCGGAGAGGACACGUCAGCUUCGCCGUACAAGACGACACGAAAUCCGAACCGGUGUUACUAAUCGAGCUCGCAAUCUCCACGUCAUCUUUAGUGAAGGAGAUGUCAUCCGGUCUCGUGAGGAUCGCGUUGGAGUGCGAGAAAACGGCUGCGCGUGGGGGAGAAAACCGGCGGCGCGUGGGGAAGUUACAGGAUACGGAGGGGCUUGUUCGGCGAGUGGGGCUGUUUCAGGAGCCGGUGUGGACGAUGUACUGUAACGGGAGGAAGUGUGGGUACGCGCUGUCGAGAGCGUGCACGGAUUCGGAUUGGCACGUGCUGAGUACGGUGCAGAGUGUGUCGGUCGGGGCGGGUGUGAUUCCGGUGGUGGAUGAUGCACGGAAAAUUAGCGCGGCGGAAGGUGAGUUAUUGUACAUGAGAGCUAAAUUUGAACGAGUUGUAGGGAGUCGUGACUCGGAAGCUUUUUAUAUGAUGAAUCCUGAUGGUAAUGGAGGACCUGAACUCAGUAUUUUUCUUCUUAGGAUAUGAAAAAGGGCAGGUCGGUGCAUAAAGCAUCCUGCGUUAGCAGGGUUCGGGAAAGGGUCACAAUUCAAAGGGUGUGAUGUAUCUACCUGCUUUCACGACUUGAACGCGUGACCUAUAGAAGAAAAAAGAAAAAAAUGAUAUGGAAAUUAAAGAAGAGAAAAAGGGAAAUGAUAUAUAUCUAUAAUGUUUUGAGUAUUUUAUUUUGAUUUCAUAGUGUGUUUAGUUAGGCAUAUUGUAAUGUUGUUUAGUGAUUUUAGUACGUUGUGUAAUUUCUCUAUGUAUAUUGCAUGAUCAUAUACAUGAUUUCUUCUUCUUUA
Molecule: messenger RNA, 1935 nt
Organism: Lycium barbarum (goji berry)
Lineage: Eukaryota; Viridiplantae; Streptophyta; Magnoliopsida; Solanales; Solanaceae
Product: protein MIZU-KUSSEI 1-like
Exons: 1
Coding region: 722-1621 (299 amino acids)
Biological process (GO): hydrotropism
Source: RefSeq, a predicted model, not a curated record